This is a messenger RNA of Triticum aestivum (bread wheat), 1753 nucleotides long. RefSeq names its product plasmodesmata-located protein 2. The transcript is spliced from 3 exons. The coding region runs from base 277 to 1167 and encodes 296 amino acids. Gene Ontology annotation, cellular component: plasmodesma. Gene Ontology annotation, biological process: plasmodesmata-mediated intercellular transport; transport of virus in multicellular host. Lineage: Eukaryota; Viridiplantae; Streptophyta; Magnoliopsida; Poales; Poaceae. The record is from RefSeq and is a predicted model, not a curated record.
CCAGUGCACGCAGAGAAGCAGAUUUGCGUCCUGCUCACCCAAACUGCGUGCUUUUCUCUGCCCCCCCAUUAACUGCGCCACAUUACCAUCGUCAGCUGAAACGGACGCGGAGAGAGCGCGGACCAAGCGAAGCAAGCAGCACAUCUCACGCCGCAACUCGCAAGCGCAUACACACCACCACCGCCAGACCAGCCGCCAAAACAGGGAGUGGUGGAGUGAGCAGCGGAGCUCUGCUUCCGGCGCACCACCGAGGACCGACCUCCAGAGCGCGGCCAGAUGGGCGUCGGCGGCAUUCCCUGCCGCCCCCGCCCCCUCCACCUCGCCGCCGCCGCCGUCCUGCUCCUCGUCCUCCUGACGCCGCGCCCGGCGUCGUGCGCCGACCUGUACGCGGUCGUCUACAAGGGCUGCGCCAACCAGACCUUCGCGGGGGGCAGCCCGCCGCCGACCGUCGCGGCGCUCUCCUCGGCGCUCGCCGCGCAGUCCGCCUCCGCCAAGUUCUACAAGACCUCCUCGGCCUCCGCCUCCUCCGCCUCCGCCUCCGUCUUCGGCCUCUUCCAGUGCCGCGGGGACCUCUCCGGCCCGGACUGCUCCUCCUGCGUCGCGCGCGCCAUGUCCUCCUGGCGCGACCUCUGCGGCGGCGCCGUCGCCGCCCGCGUCCAGCUCAACGGCUGCCUCGCGCUCUACGAGAUCUCCGGCUUCCCCCAGGUCUCCGGCGUCCAGAUGCUCUUCAAGACCUGCGGCUCCGGCGGGGGCGCCGCCGCCGCGGACUUCGAGACCCGCCGCGGCACCGCCUUCAGCCAGCUCGAGGGGGGAGCCGGCUCCAGCGCCGGCGGGUUCUUCGCUACCAGCUUCCAGCAGGUGUACGCGCUGGCGCAGUGCGAGGGCGACCUCUCCAACGUCGACUGCAGCAACUGCGUCACCCAGGCCGUGCAGCGCGUCGCCGUCGAGUGCGGCGGCGCCCCCUCCGGCCAGGUCUACCUCGACAAGUGCUACAUUACCUACAGCUACUACCCCCACGGCGUGCCCCAUGGCGGCGGCGGCGGCCUCGGAGGGCAGCAGACAGCCAAGACUGUAGCCAUCGUGCUGGGUGGAGCCUUGGCCCUGGGUUUCCUGGUCAUCUGCUUGCUCUUCGCCAGAAGCCUGGUCAAGAAGAAGGACGAUUACUGACCUGGAAGCAUGGAGGGAGGGAGGGAGGAGCUAGGUAGCAACUGGACAAAGGAAAGCAUUGGGGCAUGGUGUGCAUUUUCGAGAGGGGCGUUGGACGGUGGUGGUGAGUGGGAUACAGAGGGGACUGUUUUUUGGCUCUUGUUCCUCUGGCCAUGUGGCGUGAGGGGUGCCAUACCAUACCCACAUCGCAUGCAGUGCAUGAUGAGGGAGAGGGGUAAAAAGGAGAGGAGGCAAGUUCAGAAAAGAGACUGUUCUUUCCUUUGGGGCUGGUUGGGGCUCAUGUGAAUCGAUUGGAAUGGAACAUGUUUUUGUCUAUGGGCUGUAGCAUGUAGUAGUAGCAGUACUACCACCUUGGCUGCCUCUCUUAAUUUAGGGCUCUAGGAGUACAUUGGUUCUAAUCUUCUGUAUUUAUUUUUUCCUGAAAGGAAAUUGCUUCUAGGUCUAGGCAGAAAAGUAAUCUAGUCUAGUCUAGUCUCCUGUGAUCCUCUAGUAAGGGUUUGCAGCUAGCCGCAGAUUCAGACUCUGACCUGGUUGGAUAGUUUUCAUGGCAACUCUUCUAAACCGGCAGUAAUAUCUAUACCCCCUA